AUGUUCCAGUGGACCUAUGACGACAUUGUAACCGACCCUGCCUGUGUACUACAUUGGAUGGUGGAUGGGGUGGAGUUGGAAGGAGGAGCGUGGGAUGAUUCACAUACGCCUCCUAUUCUUUCUGCGACGUUCUUUGGAUGGAUCCCGCAGCUGUUGCGCAUCCCCGAAGGCGAGAUGCUUGAUAUUGUUGGUCUUGAUGCGGUCAUGUUGCUUCGGUUCUUUGCUAUGGCUAUCAAACUGUUUGCCGGCUGUUUGAUUCCGGGCAUGUUGAUCAUUUGGCCAGUUAACUACUACUCAACAAAGGAUGGCCGCGAUCCUUCACAACCAGACGAUGACGACGAUGACAUCCCGCUUUACAGCCGAGCCACACCAGCAGAAGGAUUUCAGGGAACAUCGAUGCUCUACCUCUUUACUCAGUUCACCUUCACCUGGGUGUUCUCGCUCCUCACCCUGUUCACUCUCUGGAAGUCCUACGAGGGAUACGUCUCUAUCCGUCGCAAGUUCAUGUUGCAGCGCGCCAAGACAAUCACCAACCGUACUGUGAUGGUGGUAGGCUUGCCCAACCAUUUACAGAACGACCGUGCUCUGGCCACUUUUUACGAGUCACUCGGAGCAGGAAGUGUGGAGAGCGCCCAUGUUGUUCGACAUGUGAGGACAUUGAAGCGCUUGAUUGAACAACGUGAGCACGCCUUGAAACAACUCGAGCGAGUGUACACACGCUAUUAUGGCAACCCCUCAAAGUUCCCUGGAUAUGACCCGGAUAAGAUCAUGGCUGACGAUGAACGUGCGCUGACUGAGCACGUUGAGGAAAUGGAAGAUCAUGACGCUGUGACGACCGAGAGCUCCUCGUUGCUCCGGCCUGCACCCAAAGGAAAGAAGCGACCGACUACACGGCUGGGACUCUGGGGGCUCUUUGGCAAGAAGGUUGACAAGAUUGACCAUUGCCGGGAGGUGUUUACUACACUUGACAAGGCUGUUCAGAAGAUGCGCAUGUCCCGCAUCUUUGCAACCACCGCCGUCGGUUUUGUUACCUUUGAGGAGAUGCGCUCCGCCCAAACCCUAGCGCAGACGGUGAACACACAGGAGACGCUCAGCUGCGAGACAUCAACGGCACCGGAACCUCGCGACGUUUACUGGGACCACCUAAUCCUGCCACCAUCCGAGCUCACCAUCCGCUCGGUUGUCGUCAACACCACGGUCUUCUUCCUCAUCUUCUUCUGGGCUGGUCCCAUUGCUGUCUUUUCUUCGUUCCUGAACCUCGAGACUCUCGAAAAGCUCCUCCCUGGUAUCACUGUUAUUGCUGAAUCUAACCCUGCCAUCAAGUCGGUGCUUCAAGGUUUCCUCCCCACAGCCGGUGUCUCGAUCUUCCUUGCUGUCGUCCCCAAGCUCCUCGAGGCCUUGUGCAAGAGCCAAGGCAUCCAGUCUCACUCGGGCAUUGCGCGGUCGCUCUACAACAAGUACUUCACCUUUAUCCUGUUCAACGUUGUCCUCGUCUUCACGGUGGCUGGUACAUGGGCCCAGACAUUCAACAAGGUAUAUCACAACCUUGGCGAGCUGACGUUGCUGUUAGCUACCUCGCUUUCGCGCGUUGCACCCUUCUUUGUCAACUUUUUGGUUCUGAAGGGUAUCGCCAUGUACCCCAUCCAGCUUUUGCUGAUUGGCGACGUCUUCAAGCAGAGCUUCCACGGAUUCUUGUCCAAGACACCUCGCGAAUAUGCCGAGACGCGUGCCCCUCCAGAGCAGGACAUUGGAGUCGUCUACUCUAAUGCCACCCUGGCAUUUGUCAUCGUCUUGAUAUACUCUUGCAUGAAGCCAAUCAUCCUGUUGUUUGGUCUGCUGUACUUUACUCUCGGAUACGUCGUUUACAAGUACCAGAUCCUUUACAUCUUUUUCCGCCCCAACGAGUCGAAUGGAGAGAUCUGGCCCAUGGUCUACAACCGCAUUAUGAUCGGCCUUCUCAUCUUUCAGUCGACCAUGGUUGGUGUCCUUAUGUUGAAGAAGUCGUAUAUUUUUGGCGCUCUUUUGGUCCCUCUUCCUUUUGGUACCGUGUGGUUCUGGGUCUGGACAACAAAGGCGUACAAGGUGACGGCACAGUAUGUACCCUUGGAGUUGCUUCGCCCCGAGGGACCCGAUUCACAGCUGGUCUCGACCUCUUCUGCGCCAGCAGUGCUCCCCUCAGCCAUUGGAGCCGCAGAUCAAGUUCCAGGACACGUUUUGAUCGAUGUUGGACAGCCCACCGAAGUGACUUCGGCAACAACCAACGGCGCCGCCGCCACCAAUGGCCAGGCUAACGGCAUUGCAGUUGCGACAGCUACAGCGGUCAUUACGCCAGGAGGCAGUCAACGUUUAAUCCCCAAGAGUGCAGUGGAGGACGACGACUACCAGGCUAUCCCAGACCGAUACACGGACUACAGACAACCACCCAUGACCUUAUACCCUGGUGUGCUGAACUCUAACAUGCGACUGUACAUCAGCCCAGCCAUUUCAGGGCCAUUGCCUACAUUGUGGUUACCUUUGAGGAAGACCAGCGAUGGUAAGAAACCCAACCGCGACGAGGAAUCACAGAUUGGAGACGGACAUGGAUCGGACUCUGAUUCUGACGACGGGCAUCACAUUCACGACCAUGUUGAGUCUGCGCUGCAGCGGCCGCCAUUCAAGCUUCCCACCAAGUCGUCGGAUGAACCCCAGAGCUACGAUGAGGGUGAUAACCUUGUUGGAGGCGGACAGGACGAAUCCAUCUCUGCCCAGACCGGCUCUUCUAGUGCUACUAUUACCUCCAAAUCUCUUCCUGCACCUGCACCAAGUCGUGGACCUCAAGUAGUAUCUAACGUCGUCUCGGAGCCAGCGCCAUCUGUCCCCACUGCAGGAGCAGGAACCACCUCCUCUUCUAGCAACACUUCUCCUACUACUACUGCUCCUGCAGAUAGUACCGAGGAUUCGAGUGCUUCUGCUGCUACUCCAGCAAAGCCCAACCCAGCGGUUGAUGGAUUGAACGAGGUGUAUUACCACCACCCUGAACGAGCGCCCUCGGAAGCCACUGUUGACGCGACACCAGAGACAGAGUCCUCGGAAGCGACAGCACCGCGUGUUCGUACUGUGCAGGGCCAAGGCUCUCGCGCUGAUCUUCUCCAGCAGCAGCAGCAAUAG
Linnemannia hyalina is the source of this 3147-nucleotide messenger RNA. Lineage: Eukaryota; Fungi; Mortierellomycota; Mortierellomycetes; Mortierellales; Mortierellaceae. The record is from the annotation of a GenBank genome assembly.